This is a messenger RNA of Gekko japonicus, 1092 nucleotides long. It is a transcript of the gene KCNN4, whose product is annotated as potassium channel, calcium activated intermediate/small conductance subfamily N alpha, member 4. Bases 1 to 1008 code for a protein of 335 amino acids. NCBI's taxonomy places the organism in Eukaryota, Metazoa, Chordata, Lepidosauria, Squamata, Gekkonidae. Gene Ontology annotation, biological process: potassium ion transmembrane transport. Gene Ontology annotation, molecular function: small conductance calcium-activated potassium channel activity; intermediate conductance calcium-activated potassium channel activity; calmodulin binding. Gene Ontology annotation, cellular component: plasma membrane; neuron projection; neuronal cell body. The record is from RefSeq and is a predicted model, not a curated record. The transcript has 8 exons.
AUGCUUCGGCGACGCCAGUGGUUUGCAUACUCCUUCACGGUGAAGUGCCUCAUCACCCUCUCCACAGCUGGCCUACUGAUCCUCGUCCUCGCCUUUCACAUCAAAGAGAUCCAGCUCUUCAUGCUGGACAACUCCCUGGGCGACUGGCAGAUUGCGGUCAGCUCCUCCAAGCUGGGCCUCCUGGCGCUGGAGCUCCUGGUCUGCUCCCUCCACCCCUUCCCCCUGGGAGACUCCCCCUGCCUGGACCCGAAACCCACCAAGACGUUCGUCUUCCUCUCGGACGCCGACCUGAUCCUCUCCCUGCUCAUGUUCCUCCGCCUCUACCUGGUGCCGCGGGCCGUGCUCCUGCGGAGCAGCGUGCUGGGCGACGCCUCCUACCGCAGCAUCGGCUCCCUCAACAAGAUCCACUUCCAGUACCCCUUCGUGCUGCGGGUGAUGGUCAACAGCCAGCCGGGGCGGGUGCUGCUCACCUUCAUCGUGGGGCUCUGGAUCAUCGCCUUUUGGGUCUUGUCUGUCUGCGAAAGGCAGGACAUGGACGACGAAGACUACCUGGGCAAAACGGUUUGGCUGAUUCCCAUCACGUUCCUAACCAUCGGCUACGGGGACGUGGUGCCAGUCACGGUGUGUGGAAAGAUGGUGUGCCUGUUCACCGGCGUUAUGAUGAAAUAUUCAGCUGCCAAUGUGCUGCAGGAGGCUUGGCUGCUAUACAAACACACAAAAAGGAAGGACGGGCGAAGGGCGCGCCAGCACCAUCGGAAACUGCUAUCAGCUAUCCACAGGUUCCGGCAUGUGCGGAUGAAGCACCGCAAGAUCCGUGAUCAGGUUAAUGCAAUGGUGGACGUUUCUAAGAUGCAGAUGAUCAUGUGUGACCUCAGCUCCAGCCUCAGCAACUCUCACCGGGAGCUGGAGAAGCGGAUCGAGGCCUUGGACAGCAAACUGGAUGAGGCCAUGAGGCUCCUCUCGGCCCUGGUGGAAUCCAAGCAGCAGCUGCAGCAGCAGGGCCUCUGAUCUCCCCAGCACAGCCGAGGAGCUGUCGACCGAGAUCAUUUUUCAUCUCAAAAGAUUUUGGACCAUCCACCCAACAAGGAAGCC